Molecule: messenger RNA, 4321 nt
Organism: Ostrinia furnacalis (Asian corn borer)
Lineage: Eukaryota; Metazoa; Arthropoda; Insecta; Lepidoptera; Crambidae
Product: trichohyalin-like
Exons: 19
Coding region: 1-3546 (1181 amino acids)
Source: RefSeq, a predicted model, not a curated record
AUGACGCCUGGAUUCCGGGUGAGGGUCGUUUCCACCUGCCUGAACAUCACUUUCCUUCAGCGAUACCUGGGUCUGCCAGUGAUGCUGAAGGCAGGCGAGUACUCGCCCAACAACCCGCUGCUGGCGCGGGAGCGCGCGCCGGGCGACGCGCUGCUCGGGCUCGGCGAGUACGAGCGCCGCCGCCACACGCUGCGCAGGAUCCGCCAGCAGCAGUACCGGGAGUAUCUGGACCAGCAAGCAAAAAAGAAGCAAGAGGCGAAAGAGCAAGCUGAAAGGGAGCGGCGCGAGCGCGAAGAGAAAGAACGGGAACGCGAGGAGAGAGAGCGAGAAAGGGAGCGCGAGGAGAGGGAGAGAGAGCGCCAGGAGAGAGAGAGCCGUCAGGAAAUAGAAAGGGAGCGCCAGGAGAGAGACAGGGCGAGGCGGAUAGCGGAGAGGCGAAGCCCAGAAAGAAGGAGAGCCAGUGAGAAUUAUACUGGACAUGUAGCUACGUUCUCCUAUAACAAUCGAGUGGACACAGGCGUUCAAGUGGACAGUGUGUCCGCGCCUUUAUCAGUGGCCGUUCAAACUGAUGAUUCAGAACUAUUCAGGCUUCCCUCCCCAUGCAAGUCGCAGCUCACGCAAGCGGAGCGGGAGCUGUCCCCCCACACGGUGGCCCCCGAGCGCCCCCCGGCCGCGUGGGCGCCGCGCGGGGGCGCCGAGCGCCGCCGGAGCCUAGGGGACUUCGACGGUGAGUGGACGGGGACUAGUGGGGAGCGGCAAGUUACUUGUGAGGGCGGCUACACACAAGGGAGAGCGACUAGACACGCGGGAGAGCGACUAGACACGGAUAGAAAGGGAGCGCCAGGAGAGAGACAGGGCGAGGCGGAUAGCGGAGAGGCGAAGCCCAGAAAGAAGGAGAGCCAGGAGAGAGACUGCCAGGAGAGAGUGAGCCAUCAGGGGAUAGAAAGGGAGCGCCAGGAGAGAGAGAGCCGUCAGGGGAUAGAAAGGGAGCGCCAGGAGAGGGACAGGGCGAGGCGGAUAGCGGAGAGACGCAGCCCGGAGAGAAGGAGAGCCAAGAGAGCGCCAGGAGAGAGUGAGCCGCCAGGAGAUAGAAAGGGAGCGCCAGGAGAGAGAAAGGGCGAGGCGGAUAGCGGAGAGACGCAGCCCGGAGAGAAGGAGAGCCAAGAGCGCCAGGAGAGAGUGAGCCGCCAGGAGAUAGAAAGGGAGCGCCAGGAGAGAGAAAGGGCGAGGCGGAUAGCGGAGAGACGCAGCCCGGAGAGAAGGAGAGCCAGUGAGAAUUAUACUGGACAUGUAGCUACGUUCUCUUAUAACAAAGAGCGCCAGGAGAGAGUGAGCCGCCAGGAGAUAGAAAGGGAGCGCCAGGAGAGAGAAAGGGCGAGGCGGAUAGCGGAGAGACGCAGCCCGGAGAGAAGGAGAGCCAGUGAGAAUUAUACUGGACAUGUAGCUACGUUCUCUUAUAACAAAGAGCGCCAGGAGAGAGUGAGCCGCCAGGAGAUAGAAAGGGAGCGCCAGGAGAGAGAAAGGGAGCGCCAGGAGAGAGACAGGGCGAGGCGGAUAGCGGAGAGGCGAAGCCCAGAAAGAAGGAGAGCCAGUGAGAAUUAUACUGGACAUGUAGCUACGUUCUCCUAUAACAAUCGAGUGGACACAGGCGUUCAAGUGGACAGUGUGUCCGCGCCUUUAUCAGUGGCCGUUCAAACUGAUGAUUCAGAACUAUUCAGGCUUCCCUCCCCAUGCAAGUCGCAGCUCACGCAAGCGGAGCGGGAGCUGUCCCCCCACACGGUGGCCCCCGAGCGCCCCCCGGCCGCGUGGGCGCCGCGCGGGGGCGCCGAGCGCCGCCGGAGCCUAGGGGACUUCGACGGUGAGUGGACGGGGACUAGUGGGGAGCGGCAAGUUACUUGUGAGGGCGGCUACACACAAGGGAGAGCGACUAGACACGCGGGAGAGCGACUAGACACACACUUGGGAGAGCGUCUGAACACUUGGGGACUAGUGUCUCCCUUCCAGCUCCCCUCCCCAUGCAAGUCGCAGCUCACGCAAGCGGAGCGGGAGCUGUCCCCCCACACGGUGGCCCCCGAGCGCCCCCCGGCCGCGUGGGCGCCGCGCGGGGGCGCCGAGCGCCGCCGGAGCCUAGGGGACUUCGACGGUGAGUGGACGGGGACUAGUGGGGAGCGGCAAACACUUAAGAGAGCGACUAGACACUUGGGAGAGCGUCUGAACACUUGGGGACUAGUGUCUCCCUUCCAGCUCCCCUCCCCAUGCAAGUCGCAGCUCACGCAAGCGGAGCGGGAGCUGUCCCCCCACACGGUGGCCCCCGAGCGCCCCCCGGCCGCGUGGGCGCCGCGCGGGGGCGCCGAGCGCCGCCGGAGCCUAGGGGACUUCGACGAGCGCUCAUCUACCCUGCUAAAGAAAUCGAACCGCGACAAGCUGACGUCGGACCUCCGCCAUUCGUACAUGCCGUCCAUCUUCGAUGCAGACGCCAUACAAAUGCGCAACUUGCAGGCUGAGAAGGAGGCCGCAGCUAGGCGUCAAUUCUACCAACAAGAGUUGAAGAAUCAGAUUAUGGAACAACAACGGAUACGGGAAGAGAGGAAAUCUAGAGAAAAAAUGCUUGAACAAGCCGAGAUGCGGAGAUUGGAAGAACAACUGAGAAUGCUGCGCGUGGCUCAAGACAGAGAAAUGGAUAAACGGCAUCACAUUGAUACCGCGAUCCAAGAAAACAAAAUGGAAUACGACAAAAAGCGCAAAGAACUACAAAAGGACAUCGACAAUGAACAACUAAAGCUUUUACGGGCUCCGUUAUCCACAUCUCAACUCACAUCUCUGCCCAAACGAAUAACCACCUCCAAAAGCGACACCGACACCAAACUACCCUCAUACUUCCGAUCCAACUACCCUCGAAUAGAGAGGGAAGAAGAGAGACAGAUCCGUCCCCUAGAGAAAACUGAACUACCCCACGACAUAAACUACAGGCUAACAGCUAACGAGCCAACUCAAGAGAGAGUUUACCAAAACAAAGAACAUUCUCGGUACUCAGAGAAAUCUGAACCGUACGAGAGGAAACCCUAUUCGAUGAAUAUACCCGACGAUUCUAUAUUCUCUCCAAACUAUGACGUCGAUAGUUAUUUGAGGAAGAACCUUAAUUUUAAAGAUAGAUUCGAUUUCAACCGCUACGAUUAUGACGGUAUAGGUAAAGUUGCAGAAACAGAAAAAGUUCUUGUACACGAGAGACCUAAAUCCAAAAAUGUUCCGAUUGCGAAAGAGAGGAAAAGUAUACAAGACCCAAUUGAUUCUUUACCCAUACCGGUUUUACGACAUUCGCCUGUAAUACAAAGCGAUAGGGUCGAAACUGGCUCAAACUUGAGCGAGGCGAUGAGGAAAAUUGAUGACAAGUGGAAGGUACCAGUUGUUCAGAAGAACAUACUGAAAUCAGUACCUAAUGAAGAAGGCAAAAACGUCAGCAUUUUGACCCAACUUGGCUCUAUCAGGCGACAACUGCAGUUAGAACAGCUGAAACUGGACAUGAUUUCCAAAGACGACGAUGUUUAGGUAGAUAUUAAUAAUAAAACAAUCAUACGUAAUUUGAGAAAACUUGAAAAUAAUUUAGUAGUAAAUCUACAUUACCGCAGUAAUAUAAUUCCAUCCAUGCUUGCUUAUUUAAUACCAAGUCAGAAAAUCUUCAGUCACUAAAUAUAGAGGGUCGUACCUCUUUAAUAUGAAUUAAUGGGGUAAUCUUGCAAAAUACAGCGCCAUUUAAUCCCUAUCUAAGUAAACGUGAACUAUUCAACGGAACAUAGUAGAAAAACUCACUCAAACAUAAUAUACAUAUUUUAAUUCGUACAAAUGUUUGCAUUUUGCGGGGGUCAAACCUAGGACCUCUGACGUAGUAGCAGAGUUCUUAAUCACUGAUCUACUUCGGUCAAAAAUGAAAUUAUACAGGGUGGAAUUUUGUAAUGCCACCUGGAGGGAUAUUACUCUUAAUACUGUAGAUAGAAAAUUUUACUCAAAGAAAACAGUUCUUUAUUUUUUGAAAGAAAAAAAAACUGCAUUCAAAGAUUACAGUUUUCCAUUAGUGACUGAAGAGGUUAUAAGAAUAUAUCAAAAUUUUUAAAUUAGGAAAUAUUAUAGUGUUAUUGUACAACAAUAAUGAGGUGCUGAAAUUCGGGAUUGAUGUCUUGAUAAGUCUUGUCUUGAUUGUUUAUAAAGAUUGAAGCGGUGUUAAUCGUUACUUGAGUUAUUUCAAAUAGAUCUCAUAAUUAUGUAAAAUUAUUUUACCAAAUAUUAGGGAUUUCGAAAAUGUUAAUUGUUAUUAAUAACUAAUUGU